AACGGCUGCACGUUCCUCAUGGUGGCCAGUGAGCAAGGAGCCGUGAACAUUGUGAGGGAGCUGCUCCAGGCAGGGGUGGACCCGACUGCUGUGGACAAUCAUCAUAUGACCUGUCUGUCCUGGGCAGCUGGCCGUGGCUACACAGAGGUGGUCAAGCUACUCAUUGACAAGGGAGCAAAGGUCAACAUGCCAGACAAGUACGGUACCACUGCCCUGAUCUGGGCCUGUCGCAGAGGUCACCUGGACAUUGUGGACGCUCUCCUGGGAGAGGGUGUGGCCGUUGACGCCUCAGGCAUGGAUGGCCUCACUGCCUUGGCCAUUGCUGCCAAAGACGGUUAUGCUGAGGUUGUGAACGACUUGCUGAGGAAAGGGGCUUACGUGAAUCUAGUGGACCGAAAUGGAGAUUCCAUCUUGAUCCAUGCUGUCAAAGGUGGCUACAUAGAAAUUGUGAAGGCUUUGCUGAAGAAAUAUGUGGACGUGGAUGUGCCGGGCCAGGAGGGCAAGACUGCUAUCUACUGUGCCGUGGAGAAAGGGUACACCGAGAUUGUCAAACUUUUGCUCAACAGCAAUCCUGACCUGGAGCUGAGCACCAAGGAUGAAGACACACCCUUGCUUCGAGCCGUGCGGAUGCGCAAUGAGGAGUGUGUGCGUUUGCUGAUCGACAGAGGGGCAAAAGUCUCUGCCAGUGACAAGAGAGGUGACACAGCCUUGCACAUCGCCAUCCGAGCGCGCGCCAAACGCAUCACAGAGCUGUUGCUGUGUAACCCUCGGCACAGCCGUCUGUUGUACCGGCUCAACAAGGCCGGGGAGUCGCCCUACAGCAUGGACACCUACUACCAGAGGGGCAUCCUGCCGCAGAUCUACGGACAUGGCAAGCUGAACGCGACAGACGCAGAAAACCUUCUGGGCUACGAGAUCUACAGCUCCGCCCUGGCAGACAUCCUGAGUGAGCCUGGCCUCAUGACCCCCAUCACCAUGGGCCUGUACGCCAAGUGGGGCAGUGGGAAGUCCUUCCUCCUGGACAAGCUGCGAGUGGAGAUGCGCUCCUUCACGCAGCAGAACAGUCAGGGGGAGCUGAACUGGUCGUGGCUGACGGCCUUCCUCUUCCUGCUGCUCAACACCAUGCUGGGGGAGGUUCUGGGCCUGACGCUAGGCUGGCGCGUCGGUCUGGCCGUCGGGCUGGGGCUGUUGCCCUUACAGUAUGCCUUCAUUGGCAUCAUCAUCUUCUUCACGGUGAAGCACGACUUCUCUCUGACCAAUCGCAUCAGUGCGGCCCUGGCCAGGAAGCAGAAGUUACUGGCCCUGUUUAUGCAGAUGCUCUUCUGCGUUCCCAAACAGCGGCCUGUCUCUGACAAGCAUUCCAUGGCCUCCAGCUUCUCUGUCCGGUUCUUGUUUUCCGACUGCACUCGCCUCACUAGCGUUGGCGGUGAGAAAUCUCUGGCAGCCAUGAUAGGGACUCUGUGCGAGGCAGUGGAGAAGGAGUACGGAGUCUUCAUUGCCAGGCUUUUCCGAGUGUUUAAACCUACUCCAGGGAAGUCGCGAAGCUCGAGGUUCAAAAGCAUCUGCUGCGUGCCGUACUUCAUCAUCUUCCUGCUCCUGCUGAUCUGCGUGCAGGUGGGCGUGGGGCUGGCUGUGGCAUUCGGCAUCAAGGAGAGCGUGGCGGUGGACGCGGUGCUCAUCGCGCUGGUCAGCGUGGUGGGCCUGGCACUGGUCACAAACCUCUACACCUGGGGCCAGAUGCUGGUCGCUCUCGUCUUCUCGCAGAAGAAGCGCGUGAUCCGGGCGGCAGACAGCAUCGACGAGCUCAAGAUGGACGGCUUUAUGCAGCAGUUGAAGACUGAGGUGGACCUGAUGAGCCGUAUGGUCAACUGUCUGGACAGCUUCACCCAGGACCAGACACGUCUGGUGGUCAUUGUGGAUGGACUCGACUCGUGCGAACAGGACAAGGUGCUCCAAGUUCUGGACACUGUCAAGUCUCUGUUCUCAGAUGAGGGAGCUCCCUUCAUCACCAUCUUGGCUGUAGAUCCUCACAUCAUCAUCAAAGGCAUUGAGCAAAAUCUGCGCAGCUCUUUCCAGGACAGCAACGUGAACGGCUUUGACUACCUCCGCAACGUGGUACACCUGCCCUUCUACCUACAGUCCCAGGGCAUGCGCAUCCAGCAGGUGGAGCCGGUGCCCAGCCACCAGGGGGCAGGCGAGUCUCCCUCCAAGGCCACUCGGCAAGACUCCACGCUGACCAACGCCAGUGAGACUCGCGUGGGUCUGCGGAAGGCGUCCCGCAACCUGAGCACUUCGGUGGCAGGGGGCAGUUUGUCGGAUUCGGUCCCGGGCACGAUCUAUGCCAGCUCCUACGACCUGACCUCGUCUGCGGCCAAAAACGACUACUUUAGCGACAUUAACCCGCGCAGCAUGAGGCGGUUGAUGAACAUUGUUGCUGUGACCGCGCGUCUGUUGAGGGCGUACAACAUUGACUUCAAGUGGCACCGACUUGCGGCCUGGAUCAACCUGACGGAGCAGUGGCCUUACAGACUGUCCUGGAUCAUUUACCACUUCGAAGAGGCCGAAGUGAUGGAGAACUCUGCCUCUCUGUAUUCCUUGUACAAACGUAUCGUUCCAAGCAUUCCUGCCACCAAAGAGCAGGAUCCUCUUCUAGAGAUUGACAGAAAUGUUCGUAAAUUGGAGGCUAGCCUCACCUCAAAAUCUGGGAACUUCCCUCUUCUCAGCGUGGCCGACUUGAAGAAGUUUUUGCCCUGUACCAUCAACCUUGACCCCUACCUAAGAAAACUUAUCCGAGAAAACCAGCACAACUUGGAGCGACAACAGGCUGAGAUAGCCACACUGGGCGGUGUGUUCCCCCCUCCCCAGCCUCCGCCCGCACCCAUGCUGGGGAGCAGACUACGUGAGCAAGCAGCCUCAGAGCGGGUUGCACUCCUGUCCUCGCCCGUUCGCUUCGGUGCGCCACUCACACCGGCCGGUAUGCUCUACGGCAUGUACGGUGCUCAGCCCCAGGUCUCGUACGCAGCUGCCCUCGCUGCUGCAGCUGCCAUGCAACAGCAACAGCAGAAUCCUCAGGGCAUGCCGCAGUUCUUCUCUCCCGGCGCUGCGCAAAAUGGCAUGAGAAUGCCAGGGGCGGAUCAGAGGAAAGUUGUCGACUCGGCCGUCAAACAUCCCAAUGAAUUCUUCAUGAACUACAGCCAACCUGUGGUGCUGUCCCAGUGCUCGGUACAGGAAGUCUGCGACCUUCUGUCUCGGCUGCGUGGCCUCAGUCCCAGCCUGUUGUCCGAGUAUCAGGCCAGUGUCAGAGAGAACAACAUCUCCGGCCUGGUUCUGGCCAUGUGCGACCUCUCCGAGCUACAGCCGAUCCUUGCCAUGAGGUUUGGGGACUGGCAGCUGUUCCGCUCCGCUGUGAGCUCUUUGCUCAACUUUGAGAAUGAGGACGUCCCCUCGGGGCCUGGUGAGGACAUCAGUUCAGCGUCGUCGCUGCUGGCCAGUAAGACAGGACCUGUGUCAAUGUCCAGCUCUGUGAACAGCUACAGCACAGCGCCUGGUGGUGGUGGAGGUGGGCGGGGCAGUUUGCCUGGGAGGAGCAUGAGUCUGCAGGAACCCGUGGGUGGUUCCAGGACAACGGGAAAAUCUGAGCUGCAGCGAAUUCAGGAGCGAAAGUUUAAGCGGAAUGACAGCAUUGUGCAGCAGUUGUCAUAUGAGACGGCCAUCUUGAAAUCUGCUGUGUCAGAGUUUGUGGAGGAGUCAGAGGAAGAAGAGGAGGAGGACGAAGAAGAGAUAGAAGCAGAAAAGCGUCCAGGGGUGGAGAACAGGAGGAAGGAGGAGGAAGAGGAGGAGGAAGAGGGAAGUUUGAGGAAGUCAGAGGAUAAAGAAGCCAGAAGUCCAGAGGCCAGAGCCAGGUUCAAACUGGGACAAGAGUAUCUGGAAGACAUUCCUUCUCUGGCUGUUCACACUCACGGGACAAAUUCCAUGAAAGAUAAGCAAAUACACUCGUCUGCUUCUCACCCUGGAAAGAAUGAGAAGCUUUUGGAGCAUCUCCCGACUGGGACAGUGAGUGGUGGCGAUGAAGUCUCCAGACACCAGGAGAGUGACCCGAGCAGGGACUCCCCGCGGCACUCUGGUACCUUCACUCUCUCAGGGGCGGAGAACCCCGUGUCGCUCCACGAUAUCUCGCCCUAUAUCAAAGUCCUCGAUGGACCCAUGGGGAGGACAACCCCGCAUGGCUCGGGGGAGUUUGUCCCCCUGUUGGGCAGUAUUCAGCUUCAUUCAUCGCACAGUUCGAACGAGUUUGUGCCAGUGUCGCAACAUUCCUCCCUCUCUCAGAUCCCAGAGAUUGGUGCCACGGGAAGUAAUACAUCCAGCAACCUUCUUCUGUCCACUGCAACCACGUCCAGCGAGAACAGCCUCAGCCAAGCGGCUUCCUCACAGACGUCUUUCACUUCUCAAAAGUCAUCGCAACCGAGCAGUGGCCCUCAACAGCAACCUUUCGCAGAAGCCUCCUCGACCAAAAGUACGGCGUUGGCCCGCCAGCAAGCGAUAUCUCAGUCGGGUAUGUCGCAGCAAGGGUCCAGCGAGAGCCCGACAAAAGAGUUCCACUUCUCGUCUGUCGACCCACAUCUUGAUGUGAGCCCGCUCAUUACACCGACGGAGGGUGAACCAGCGGAGUGCGCUGACUUGGUGCCAGACUCGCAGGACCACCACAGACCUCGUGGUCCCCUCCACACUCUCUCCUCCAGCAUUGAGCGUUUGGCACGGCCGGUACUAGGUCACUUUAACCGUCACCACCAUCAUCAACAACACCACAACGUGGAACACCCACCAGAGAACAGCUCCACUCAGGAGGCCUGUCUUGAGGAAGGGCGGGCUGGGGAUGUGAGCGUGGCGGGUCACCCACGGCGGGCUCUGGACCACGAAGAUCUCUUCCAGCGGUCGUUCACCACCAUCGUAGAGAUGUCCUCCCCGCAGACGGACGCUGGCACAGACGACUUCCAUCACAGACUGGGUGUGGCCUUUGCCAACGUUGACGGGGUGGAAGAUGAACCCGCUGCAUCCUCACGGAAAAGUUCACAGGACAGGGAGACAGUUCUGUGAGAGACAGGGGAAAUAAAUCUGUGAGAGACAUGGGAAACAACUCUGUAAGAGACGAGGGGUCGAGGCUCGAGAGCUGAUGAUGUUACAUGGGGCAGAAAGAUGCACAGUAACCUGGUGUGAAUGUGAUAACCCCGAGACUGUUGUUGAAAUCGAUCAAGCAACAGCUGUGCUCUUGCCCUUCUAACCAAUGCCAUUGUAGUUGCUGUGAUGUUCCAAAGAGAUUGUUUUUAAUGCUGGCUCUUUGAGGGAGAAACGUAGGCUCUCUGAUAUCAUUGUGGGUUUUGCCGUGGAACAGGUGAUGGUCUACAAUCUCACAUGUGUGACCCACAAAGGACUCAUUGGGGGAAGUUCUAGGCCCUGAAAUUCAGCGAACCUAAAUCAGUUGUCAGAAUCAGAGAUGUGGAUGUGUAUGCCAAGAGAACUUGGGUGUCGCGGGACUGAGAAGUUGGACUGAGAAGUUGAUAUCUAUGCAGAUGAUUCGCUCGGAGUAUGAGGGUGUAUGUCAGUCUGGCAGACGUAUUGUAGAAAGCUCUGUGAAGUUGUCUGUUGCGGUUUAAAUGACUUAUUUUUUUGUCAGCACAGCCCACUGAACAGAGAGAGAUCAGUGUGUUAGGAGAGAGGGGUACCAGGGUUAUGGACUGGCAUUGUUCAUUCAGACUGGUAGUUAUGAGAUAUGAAGUCAAGGUCAUGAAGGAUGAACAUUAGUGAGAUUGAAUUGUAAUGGGAUGAUGUUCGAAUCUCAUUAAUUCCAAACAGCCAGGCACAGGGAAUGGACAGGUCAACUCGUGAGCUGAUGAGUGGCUGUGGGUGUGAGAGCUGCUGUCUUGUUGCUAGAUGGGAAGUGAAAAAACGACGGGACUGUCAGCGGAUGUGAGUCGGGACAUGGAUAAGGAGAGGGGUAUAUUCAUUACAUGUCGACCUGUGAGCCAUGAGAUGAUACCUCUAGGUGUCUAGGCGUGUUCAUCUUCCAAAUAGACAAACAGACUAAAUGCCUGGUGAGAGGACAGGAGAAAGAGACAUAUUGUUGGCCUUGUUUGACAUCCGACGGAGAAUUCACAGUGUGUCUGUAAAAACUGUUUUAACAAUAGGACUGCUUUUUAUGAAUUAGCAAAGAAGAGUGAGUGGCAUGUGGUGUGAGCUCAGUGUUGUAACAGCUGUGACUCUUUUUACUUCAUUUGUUUCAGUCCUGAGGCAGCGACUUGUCUGUGACUGUGAUAUAGUAGCUUUUGAGAGGGGUCUGCUCUUUAUAAAAACCUAACGGACGGGAACUUCUUAAAAGUCUUCCAAAGUGAAGGGACAAAGAGUGGACCUCUUUUUUUCAACCUAGAACGAUGGUAACUCUUUCUGACUGUGGCUGUUUUCAUAAUUAAAAAAUUUGUUUGGACUCCAUGUCUCCAUUUCUGCCCAUGAAUGAGAAUGCAUGGUCUAGUAUAUGAUAAUACUUGAUCAUUGAUCAGGUCUGUCAGAACGACUCAUGACUAUGACAUUCUUUGAUGGGGGUUUGAAUCCUUUUCUGGACAUGCGUUGUUUGGCAACCGGUCGUUGAGCUUUCAACCACGUCCUAUCACAGAUUGACUGACCCGCACCUCAUUGAUAACCUUUAUUGUCUUGAAUUGAACGCAAAUGUAUGUUCACGCUCAAAUAUACAUAUGGGUUGAAUUUUGUGGUGAUGGCCUUGUUGAGGAACUGGUGCCCCCUGGUCAAAUGCAUGAUCUGACUGCAUCAGGUCGGUUCGGGUGAUGGUUCUAGCCAGUGUAAAAUCACAGUCUAUGGCGUAAAAAAAAAUUUGACUCUGCAUGUGUAGCAGCCUUCUCAUUGGAUAUUUUCAUCUAAAUGGACCCGAUUUGGACUAGAAAGCGAAAACAUAUUUGAUUUUGGAGGAUUUGAUCAAGCUUUUGCCCUGCAUGAAAGGAACAUAAUAUCAAACUGGGAUUUGAUGAAACUUUCUAAUGUGUGCACUGGGUAUUCAAUGAACGUCUAGCUCAAUGAUAACCAUAGCUACACCAAUGUGAAUAGGAUUCAACACCUGUUUCCUUGUGUCAAGGAUGCAUUAUUAGUGAUCAAACAGCUGCUUCUGAACUUGUUUACAUUUGUUUUCAUCCAAGGCCUUGCUCCUCAAGUAUUAACAAAGUGAAGGCCUCUCCUUGUCCAGAUAUUGUUCUUCAGGGACUCUGCUGAGAUAUCAGAAUUACAGCCAACGUAAACAUGAGUUGAGUUGAUGUGUUCGUGUGUGGGAAACAUAUUAAAAUUUGCGAGAUAUUAUGAGACGUAUAGCAUUUGAAUUGAUGUAUGGAUUCUAGACUGUUGUGCUAAGGAUUCCAGAUUCCCAGUACAGUUAAAGAAUUCUCAGUAUUCACCGACCCUCUAUACUGGGAACGGUCCAGUGCCGCCGACUUACAUACUUUUGUUCAAUUAAGUUUUUUUUUCUCCUAUGUGUUCUUUCCUGUUCAUAAUAUGGUGUUCAUUUUCUACUUACUAGGUACUGGCUUUUGUAUCUCAGAACAUUUGUAUAAGUCAACAGUUGCAUUUUUAAAAUCCUGGUUACAGAGUAAAAUGUUAACCUUUUUAUAGAGUCUCAGUGCAUCUGUGAUUUGUCUAAAGAUCACUGGAUUGCAAAACCGGUUUUACAAGAAGUCCUUAAAGAAUUCAGAUUGUCUCCUGCCUGUGCUCUACAGAGAUCAAGCACAGAGGCCGUUUCUAGAUUGUAUUACUGGUUUUGUGUCUGAUAUUUGCCAGUUUUCUUUGAAAGUUUAGUUAGUUGUAUUUUGUUCCUGAGCUUAUUUUACAUUGUUUCAAUAGGCGAACAUUUAAAAAAAAAGAAUUCUUUCUAUGUUUUUGUAUGCCUGUACUUUUAUGAUAUUACUAGUAAUAGGUUCGUUUUCUUUUUGAAACAAUUUUGAUUGUUUUUUCAUUGGUCCAUUCUGCUGGGGCGGCAAGGAGGGUUUAAAAAAAAAUAAUUUUGUUGACUUACUAGUUUUGUUAGUUUUGUUUUAAUAGUUUUUCUUUGUUUCCUUCUCAUGUGUGUCCCAGUGCCAUCAGCCAUCAGUGAACUGGUUGUCUCAAUGUGCAAUGUUUGACCUUACCUCACAUGGCUCUUCUUUUAUUACACGUUUCCUUCCUUCCUUCCUUCCUUCCGUCUGUGUUAUGAUUUUGAGUCUGAUGUCCCUUGGACUUUUGCCAUAUCUUCAUCUGCUAUGUCUUUUACCACUCACACUCAAUUUUUAAGUAAAGUUGAUAAUUGUCUGUCUCACACUUAUAGAGACAUAUUUUAAACGGAAAUUUUAAACGUUUUUCCUGGGCUUUGUCGAAAUGGGCGUAAGUUUUCAGCACAAAAUAAAAAACCUCAAAUGACUCAAAAUUGUGUCUCCUCUUCUACAAGGAACCUUUUUCUCCUGCUGUGUCCUCAUGGCUUUAGUUCAGACUGUGAUCACGCUGGAGCCGUUUUUUUCUAAAACUGCACAAAUUCUUACCUUACUUGUCUUUUGCUGCCAUGUCGGUUUUCUUUUCACUUCCACUGAUGUAUAGGAGCUCUGUUAGCUCAGUUGGUAUCUUGCUGGGCUAUGGAGUGUAUGGCCCUGUUUCGAAUCCCAGAAAUGGCAUUCUUGAAUUAAUGUAAUUUUCUGGAGUUUUCAAGGCUCUUAACGCCUUGGGCUCAGUCCUCUCAGAGACUGGUGUUAAAUUCUGAGGUCCCACCACUUAAAUAACCUACGAGUGUUGAUAAGGGUGUUAAACCUUUAUACUUACUUAUUUACUCACUGCUUCUUCAGACAACUGCACAAAGUCCUACUCAUGUUUUUCCAACAGGUCCCGGGGUCCGUUUUUUUUAGCUGCUUCCACUGAUAUUUCAACAUGUUCUUUCCUCCUCUCUUUAUGCUGUUUUCCCAUCUCUCCUCUUGUUUUCUCUUCUUUUUUUCUAUAAAAGUAUGGCGUACACAAUCUGACUGGCUGUGUAACUUCAAAUGUAUAUUUACAGAUUUUAAACAAUGGGUUUCUGUUUCACACUAAAAGUAAAUUCUGUUGAAUCCUAAAUUUCAUUUCUGUUAUCAAUGAGAGGAAAACUUUGAACUUCUUUUUCUGCUAGACAUAAAUAUUGUAUGGACCACCUUGACAGACAGCCCUGAUUAUAAAAAAAUCCGAAAAAAA
This is a messenger RNA of Aplysia californica (California sea hare), 9237 nucleotides long. Its product is annotated as kinase D-interacting substrate of 220 kDa B. NCBI's taxonomy places the organism in Eukaryota, Metazoa, Mollusca, Gastropoda, Aplysiida, Aplysiidae. The record is from RefSeq and is a predicted model, not a curated record. Gene Ontology annotation, molecular function: protein binding.